Lontra canadensis (Northern American river otter) is the source of this 1526-nucleotide messenger RNA. Its product is annotated as DLA class I histocompatibility antigen, A9/A9 alpha chain-like. Gene Ontology annotation, cellular component: external side of plasma membrane. Gene Ontology annotation, biological process: antigen processing and presentation of endogenous peptide antigen via MHC class I via ER pathway, TAP-independent; immune response; antigen processing and presentation of endogenous peptide antigen via MHC class Ib. NCBI's taxonomy places the organism in Eukaryota, Metazoa, Chordata, Mammalia, Carnivora, Mustelidae. The transcript has 8 exons. Gene Ontology annotation, molecular function: peptide antigen binding; signaling receptor binding. The record is from RefSeq and is a predicted model, not a curated record. Bases 24 to 1109 code for a protein of 361 amino acids.
CACCGUCUCCUCAGACUCUGAAGAUGGAGGUCGUGAUGCCCCGAACCCUCCUCCUGCUGCUGUCGGGGGCGCUGGCCGUGACCGAGACCUGGGCGGGCUCCCACUCCCUGAGGUAUUUCUACACCGGCGUGUCCCGGCCCGGCCGCGGGGAGCCCCGCUUCAUCGUCGUCGGCUACGUGGACGACACGCAGUUCGUGCGGUUCGACAGCGACUCUGCCAGUCGGAGGCUGGAGCCGCGGGCGCGGUGGGUGGAGCAGGAGGGGCCGGAGUAUUGGGACGGGCAGACGCGGAUCUGCAAGGACACCGCACAGACUUUCCAAGUGGACCUGAACACCAUGCUCCGCUACUACAACCAGAGCGCGGCCGGGUCUCACAACAUCCAGAGCAUGUACGGCUGUGACGUGGGGCCCGACGGGCGCCUCCUCCGCGGGUACUAUCAGGGCUCCUACGACGGCGCGGAUUACAUCGCCCUGAACGAGGACCUGCGCUCCUGGACCGCGGCGGACACGGCAGCGCAGAUCACCCGCCGCAAGUGGGAGGACGCGGGUGAUGCAGAGCGCUGGAGGAACUACCUGGAGGGCACGUGCGUGAAGUGGCUCCGCAGGUACCUGGAGAACGGGAAGGAGACGCUGCUACGCGCAGAACCCCCCAAUACACACGUGACCCGCCACCCCACCUCUGACCAUGAUGUCACCCUGAGGUGCUGGGCCCUGGACUUCUACCCUGCGGAGAUCACCCUGACCUGGCAGCGAGAUGGUGAGGACCUGACCCAGGACACAGAGCUUGUGGAGACCAGGCCUGCAGGAGAUGGAACCUUCCAGAAGUGGGCGGCUGUGGUGGUGCCUUCUGGAGAGGAGCAGACAUACACAUGCCAUGUGCAGCAUGAGGGGCUGCCCAAGCCUGUCACCUUGAGAUGGGAGCCAUCUUCUCCCACCAUCCCCAUCACGUGGAUCAUUGCUGGCCUGGUUCUCCUGGUGGUCACUGCAGUGAUUGGAGCUGUGAUCUGGAGGAAGAAGUGCUCAGGAGAAAAAGGACCAGGUUACUCUCAUGCUGCACGCGAUGACAGUGCCCAGGGCUCUGAUGUAUCUCUCACGGUUCCUAAAGUGUGAGACCAGCUGCCUUGUGGGGACUAAGAGAUGGAAGAUUUCUUCACACCCCCACUUGGUGACAUCAGCAACCCCUAACUUCUCUUUGUGCAGAUGUCAGAAUGUGUCUGUGUUCCUUUGAGCAUAAUGUGAGGACAUGAGAUUUGCCCACCCUGCCCAUCAGACCCCUCCCUAUUCUGAUUUUAUUCUCUUUUCUGAUGUGCUUUCCUGUUCCAGCAGAGGCAGGACUGGACCAUCUCCAUCCCUUUCCUUAUUUCAUGUUGGGCUGAGUAUGAAUGACUUACUUCUGUAUUGAAAAUGAGAAUCCAGACAGGAGUUGUGUUUCCUAAUUCUUGCCAUAUGGGGUUGAUGAGGUAAUAAAAGAGGAGAUUUGUAAAAUUGAGACAGCAAAUAAAUGGAAGCACUGAGAACCUUCCAGAA